GGGUCCGGCUGGUGCAGGCGGAAGUAGAGACCCUUGAUUCAGCCACCUCCAGGGCAAGCCCCACAGAGUCUGGUCCUGCGUCCUCGCCCCCGUGAGGGUCCCCAGAAUCGCUGCGGACGGCAGAGGCAUGUCGGGCGAGGCAAGCGCACCACCCGCGACCUCACCCAGGGCCCCGCGUCCCGGGAUCCAGAAAUCAUCGGGUGCAGUGACCAAGAAGGGGGAUCGCGGGGCUAAGGAGAAGCCGGCGACCGUCCUGCCGCCGGUGGGCGAGGAGGAGCCCAAAAACCCUGAGGAGUACCAGUGCACCGGCGUCCUCGAGGUGGACUUCGCUGAGCUCUGCACGCGGCGGGGCUACACGGACUUCCCCAGAGUGGUCACCCGCCCCCGCCCGCAGCUGACCUUCGCCCCCUCGGCCUCCACGUCGGAAAAGCCCACAUUAGAUGAUCAGCGGCUGUCGGGGUCCUGCAGCCUCAACAGCCUGGAGAGCAAAUACGUGUACUUCCGGCCCACCAUCCAGGUGGAGCUGGAGCCCGAGGACAAGUCCGUGAGGGAAAUUUACAUUCGCGGUUGGAAGGUUGAGGAGCGGAUCCUGGGUAUCUUCUCGAAGUGUCUGCCCUCCCUCAGCCAGCUGCAGGCCAUCAACUUGUGGAAGGUGGGGCUGACUGAUAAGACCCUGACUACCUUCAUCGCCCUCCUGCCUCUCUGCUCAUCCACGCUCAGGAAGGUGUCUCUGGAGGGGAACCCGCUGCCGGAGCAGUCCUACCACAAGCUCAUGGCAGCAGACAGCACGAUCGCCCACUUGUCUCUGCGGAACAACAACAUCGACGACCACGGGGCGCGGCUCCUGGGCCAGGCUCUGUCCACGCUGCACAGCUGCAACCGGACCCUGGUCUCGCUCAACCUGGGCUUCAACCACAUCGGGGACGAGGGCGCGGGCUACAUCGCGGAUGGCCUCCGGCUCAAUCGCUCCCUGCUCUGGCUGUCCCUGGCCCACAACCGCAUCCAGGACAAGGGCGCCCUGAAGCUGGCUGAGGUCUUGCGCCCCUUCGAGCUGACGCAUAUCGAGGUGGUGGAGCGCCGGCGCCUCCUGCUGGAGAAAGGCUCGCAGGAGCGCUCGCAAUCGCCUUCCACCUCUCGGCACGGUGACUCCAAAACAGAGCGUGACAAGAAUCAGCUGAUGGGGGUCAGCAGUUUAGCAUUGGUGGAGAAGGACAAGACGCAGACAGUGAAGACACCCAAGGGUCUGGGCAAGAAAAAGGAGAAGUCGGGGGAAGUGGUGAAGAAAGAGGAGAAGUCAGGGCCUGGGCAGUCACCUACACAAGGAACCCCUAAGAAAGAAGACUCCGCAAAGGCAGGCAAGGGGAAGGUAACCAUCCCUGAGCAGAAACUAAGCAAGGGAAAGGGGGCCAAGACUGGGAGCAAAGAGAAGCGCAGCAUCCUCAUGGAGUCUGAGCAGCUGGUUGGGGAAGCUACUGAGAUGGUCAACCCUCUCCUGGAGCCCGUGGAGCACCGCGAUGGCAAAGUUUUCAUGCCUGGGAACAAGGUCCUCUUGCACCUCAAUCUUCUCCGAAACCGCAUCACAGAGGUGGGGCUAGAGGCCUUCCUCACCGUGGUGCAGUACCAGGCGCAGUUCGCCAAAUCUAAGAGCGCGUGCAAGGGCCCCAUGGGGCUGCUGUGGCUGUCCCUGGCGAAAAACUGCUUCUCCCCACAAUGUCCUGCGUACACUAUGAUCCAGGAGCUGAUGCUGCCAAGGGACCCCAUCAAUAAAUCCAAGCACAAAGAAGAGGAGCCCGUGGCUUCUUGCACCUAGCCCCUGCCCCCUGCUUUCUCCCAGAGAUUCUGGGCCAUGGAAGUACCUCCUUUCCAUGUGUGGGCUGGACCUCCCUGGGGAAAGCUCAGAUCAUUAACAAAGUCUAUUGCUGUACUUCUUGAGUUUGUCUGAAAGCUUUGUCCCAGAACUAUUCAGAAUAUUUGGACUUUAUGCCUGUUGAAAGUGUGUUAAUAUGGCCAGAAAUGGCCUAAUCGCUUUUUCUGCUGGGGGGGUGA
Messenger RNA from Dama dama (fallow deer), 2046 nucleotides. It is a transcript of the gene LRRC71, whose product is annotated as leucine rich repeat containing 71. Bases 128 to 1810 code for a protein of 560 amino acids. Gene Ontology annotation, molecular function: protein binding. Lineage: Eukaryota; Metazoa; Chordata; Mammalia; Artiodactyla; Cervidae. The transcript is spliced from 15 exons. The record is from RefSeq and is a predicted model, not a curated record.